Messenger RNA from Protopterus annectens (West African lungfish), 1645 nucleotides. RefSeq names its product 5-beta-cholestane-3-alpha,7-alpha-diol 12-alpha-hydroxylase-like. The transcript has a single exon. The record is from RefSeq and is a predicted model, not a curated record. Gene Ontology annotation, molecular function: sterol 12-alpha-hydroxylase activity; iron ion binding; heme binding. Bases 8 to 1534 code for a protein of 508 amino acids. Lineage: Eukaryota; Metazoa; Chordata; Ceratodontiformes; Protopteridae.
CAACAGAAUGAUUUUCUUCAUUAUUUUCCUGGCUGUUCUACUUCUCAUCUUUAGCAGACAUUUUUUGUUUGGAAUAUUCCGGCAACAAGGUCCCAAUGAACCCCCUCUGGACAAAGGACCACUGCCUUGGCUUGGCCAUGCUCUGGAGUUUAAAAAAGACAUUCCAAAGUUCCUCCUGCGCAUGCAAAGGAAACAUGGAGACAUUUUUACUGUGCAGUUAGGGGGGUACUAUUUUACCUACUUAAUGGACCCUUUUUCAUUUGGAGGAGUAGUGAAGGAAAGCAAGACAAAACUGGACUUUGAGACAUUUGCCAAAGACCUAAUACUGAAGGUAUUUGGCUAUCAAUCCAUAGAAAAUGAGCACAAACUUUUAAUGGCUGCAAGCAACAAACAUCUAAUGGGGAAAGGAUUGGAAGUGACUACCCAAGCAACAAUGGAAAACCUCCAGUAUCUGAUGCUUCCUAGUGAUGGAAACUGGGAUAAUGGAUGGAAACAUGAUGGUCUUUUUAACUAUAGCUUUAACAUUACCCUUAGAGCUGGGUAUCUGGCAUUAUUUGGCAGCCAGUUUCAGAAAACAAUGACUAAAAUGGAAAAAAAGAAAGAGUUUGAUCAUGCCUACUCAGAAAAUAUUUAUUGCAUUUUUAGGAAGUUUGAUAAAAUGUUUCCAGAGCUUGUCUAUGGUGUCUUGUCUCCAGCACGUAAAAAAGAAGCUGACAGGCUUAAGAAUUUAUUGUGCAAGUCGGUUUCUUUUUCAGAAAUAUCAAAACAUGAGAAUGCCAGUUUCUGGAUAACAGAACAAAUGAUCGAGAAAGCAAGUCUUGGAAUACCAGAAUGCAUGCUGGACAAAAACCUUCUAAUGCUUCUGUGGGUUUCUCAAGGUAACACAGGACCUACUGCCUUUUGGUUACUCUUGUUCCUCAUGAAAUAUCCUGAUGCCAUGAAAGCAGUGAGGGAGGAAGUGUUUAAAAUUUUGAAAGAAACUGGCCAAGAGGUGAAACCAGGUGGACCACUGGUGAACCUGACAAAGGAAAUGCUGUCCAAUACCCCAGUCCUUGACAGCGCAGUAAAUGAAACCCUUCGUAUGACAGCAGCACCUAUCCUGACAAGAGCUGUGAUGGAGAAUAUGACUCUAAAAAUGUCUGAUGGGCGGGAAUACUUUAUUCACAAAGGGGACCGGUUAGCCCUUUUUCCAUACCUUGCUGUACAGAUGGACUCAGAUGUAUACCCUGAUCCUUACAUUUUUAAAUUUCACCGAUUCUUGAAUGCUGAUGGAACAAAAAAGACUGAAUUUUACAAGAACAACAAAAGGUUAAAGUAUUUCAAUAUGCCCUGGGGUGCAGGAGUCUCAAUAUGUCCUGGAAGAUUUUUUGCCAUUAAUGAAUUAAAACAGUUUGCAUUUUUGAUGUUGGCUUACUUUGAAUGUGAACUAGUGAACCCAGAACAGGAAAUUCCGCCAAUCAGUUCCACUCGAUGGGGAUUAGGCUCCACACAACCAAUUAAUGAUGUACAAUUUAAGUACAGACUAAGAUGUUAAAUGAAAGUAUGCCAAACUGUCCUGAAAACUGCACAUCUGGAACAUUUAAGAAAAAGGCUAUCUUAAGAGAUAGGCAUAGUAUACAAUAACACACUUUAAAAAGUUGAUGCA